Hermetia illucens (black soldier fly) is the source of this 3261-nucleotide messenger RNA. RefSeq names its product protein N-terminal glutamine amidohydrolase (gene tun). NCBI's taxonomy places the organism in Eukaryota, Metazoa, Arthropoda, Insecta, Diptera, Stratiomyidae. Gene Ontology annotation, molecular function: protein-N-terminal asparagine amidohydrolase activity; protein-N-terminal glutamine amidohydrolase activity. Gene Ontology annotation, cellular component: cytosol; nucleus. Bases 748 to 1380 code for a protein of 210 amino acids. The record is from RefSeq and is a predicted model, not a curated record. The transcript is spliced from 5 exons.
CAGAACACGAAGGACUUGGGCCUGUCCACGGUGGGGGAGACUCGCGCCUCUGCUUGAGGCAGAUUUGCGCGUGGAGCAAUUCAAUGAGGGAAAUCUUGCACUGGAGCAGUGGAGCACUGGUCGAACGAGUCGGAAAUUAACCGGGGCCAAGAGCGCGACGUUUUCUCGCACGUUCUGUCAUUCGAAUUGUUAUCAGAGCAGAUUCUGUCAGAAAAUCCAAGUUUUGGAGCGUCUGCGAAAAGGAGCCGAAAGCGGAGUAGGCAAAGUGCUAGCCUUUGGUGUUUCACGUGCAGUUUCAUUUAUAAUAUCGCGUGAAUCCGGCCAGGGGCCUUCCAACUGGAUAGAAACGCAUUUUUGCGAGUUUUGUGCAGUGCAGUCUCGAGUGCGAACUUCCCAGAUGAGUUGAUGAGAAUCUCGUCUCCUCGUGAAUGUUGCAACCAUCCCGCUUUGCCCCGCCGCGACUAGAUAGCUCUUUCUCAAUUUUCAUCCCCUAGCGGUGUCCCUAUUUUUUCCAAAAUAAUUUUUGUGUGUUCAGAAAUUAAGUUUGUUGAGUAAAUAGUCGAAAAGUAAUAAAGGAAUUUGGGCUUACCGUGGCUGGUGUGUCAGACAAGCGAAAAUCCUGUGGAAACAUUAGUGGAGAAGUGGUGCAAGGACGCACCGGAGAUAGUGUGAGCAACGCAUUUGAAAGUCAUCCUGCGUGGAUUUGGAAGCUCUCUCUGACAGCAGGCGCGACAACGACACCUGAAAAUGUCCAACGACAGCAACUUUAUCAUCUUCCCAAAAAUCGCGGACUGUUCGUAUGUCUCGUGCUACUGUGAGGAAAACGUUUGGAAAUUGUGCGAACAAGUCAAAAAGACACGACCCGAAGAAUUACCAAAGUGCUAUGCAGUUUUUGUAUCAAACGAAGGACGAACAGUGCCUCUAUGGAGACAGAAAGCUGGUCGGGGAGACGAUCAAGUGGUAAUAUGGGACUAUCAUGUAUUUUUCAUGCAUAAUCCGUCGCCGAAUCGAUGCUUGGUAUUCGACUUAGACACAACAUUACCCUUUCCAACGUACUUUCACAAAUACGUCACGGAGACGUUUCGAUCGGAUUUAGCGCUUAGACCAGAACAUCACAGAUUCUUUAGAGUAAUACCAGCGGAAACAUAUCUAGCGGAAUUUGCGUCAGAUCGAAGGCACAUGCGAAGACCAGACGGUACAUGGAUUAAACCGCCGCCAUCAUAUCCACCAAUCCAGACUAGUAGUAGUGUACAUAGUUUAGGUGACUUCAUAUGCAUGACAGCGGGCAAAGGACCUGGCACUGUAUAUAGUUUAUCAGAAUUUGUUCAAAAAUUUUACAAAUUGCCUAAUGUUACGGCGCAACAACAAAACAUUAAAUAAAAUCUACUUAGAAUUAACUAUCUCUUUCACUAUUUACCAUAAAACGCUAUCAAUUUAUUGAAAAUAAAUAAAUUCAUUAAUUUUACAAUAAUAAAUAACAACAAAACUAAAUAAAGUAAAUUACGUGUUUUUUCUACAAACUACUUGAACAAGAGAACAUUUAAACAUAACAAUUUUUAUCAAGGAAACAGAAUAACAAGAAUAAUUAUAAAAUUAAGCAAAAAAGUGAUGAUUUAUAUUAAAGUAAAGAAAAAAUAACGGCAGAGUUAAUUAAUAAUAAACCAAGGAAAACUGAUGAUAGUAAAAAUUUACAAAAAAAAAUGGAAAUAAAACAAUGAAACGAAGAAAUACGAUCGCCAGAGGUGAAUGAAAACUAUUUUUAAAUUACAUUUUUAAGAGAAUGAAUUUUUAAAUGGAUGAUAGUGAAUAACUAGAUACAUUGAUUUUUUAUAUAUAAAAUGCAUUAAAAUAUCUGCAAUGUAUUCAAUUCUAUUGUCUCUAAGAUUCUAAAAUAUUUUUAAUGAAACCAAAUACUAUAAUUAUUGAAGAUAUAUUGUUGCAAAUCUUUCGGGAUGAUUUCCAUGUUUGUGAUUGUUUUCCCUUUCAAAACAUAUUCUAAUCUCUAAAAACAUAUAUUUAUAUUGAACAUGUUUAUUAACGGGUGCAUAUUUUCUAAAUAAUUUUUAAUAUAUACAUAAAUAUAUUUAUAAACACUAGUUAUCUUCCAAAUUUUAUACUUUACCAUUUUAUUCUUAGUGCUCGGCAAAACUUUGAACACGCAAAAUUGAUAAAAAAAAAUGUUUUUAAAAAUGUUAUUCCGAGAAUGCAAGUCCUUUGGAUUGGUUCGCCCAAACCGUCGAUAUUCUAGUGUUAUUGAUGCAAGUUUUCAGAGUACCGCAACAGGAAGAAAUGCGAAUUGUUGGUAAAAGUUUAAUGAAACUAAAGAUGAAAAUCAAAUAACAACAACAACACCCAGUAGCUAUUGUGAUGAUAACAUUUUUUAAGGAAAUAAAAGUUGAACAUUUUCAAGUACUAUUUAAAAAUAUAUCUUAACAUAUUUGAUUAUCAAAAAGAGAAAAUAUAUUGAUCAUAAGUAAAUUUUUAAUAAGAAAAUAUAUAUUUAACUACAUUGAUAGGAACGUGCGAAAUUUCGUUAAAUCAAAUUAUACGAGGUUUAGUUGAAUUGGCCUAUUUUUGCGAAGUUCACACCAACCGCGCUACAAAUAGAUGUGAAAACUCUUCAAUUAACACGGUGCACUCGAAUUUAUAUUAGUUAAUUCAAUUGAACUAUGUGAAUCCAUAAAUAAUGAUAUUACAAUUUUGGAGUUAUUUUCCUCUCCUCAUAUAUAAAGUAAGUGAAUUUCGCUUGUGUUGUUGCUAUUUAUUGCAAUGAAAUGCUAGAUAAACAUUAAACGAAGUGAAAUAAGAUUAACGUACGCCUUAAGAGACUAUAUCGAUUAAUAUUUCUAAAAGUCAGAAGAAAAUUGAAAUUGCCUACGUACAUACAAGCGCAAAAUAUUUAGAAUCAAAUGAAAUUAUUUUCAACAUUUCAGUUGCUUUUCUGUCCGCGCUUCCCUUGGAAUUUCUAAUUGGUAAUUUAACUGGCCCUAACCAUAAAUCCAUAGUAUUCAAUGCUCGUCUUAUCUUUUAGCCUUUGUCCUAUUCCGUAGCGGUUUUUGCUUGUUUAAAUCGGGCCCGCCAUUUCUCUAAAUUGGGUCCAGGUGGGUUUGGUUCUCAAAUUUCCAUUCCUUAACAAUCAUUAUAUGCACAAUGACUACCAACUAAACACCUCCCUGUCAUCAGAGAACUAGCCUGGAACCGUUUGACACAUUACUUCGGGCUAGCCCUCCCGCUCUCCCGGCUUUGGGAGCCUUCAAGUCA